Rotaria socialis is the source of this 1344-nucleotide messenger RNA. The record is from the annotation of a GenBank genome assembly. NCBI's taxonomy places the organism in Eukaryota, Metazoa, Rotifera, Eurotatoria, Philodinida, Philodinidae.
AUGGAUAUUCAUAAUGAUCUCUCAAUGUCGCAUAAAGGGCAUUCGGGAGUCAAUCAACUUGGAGGUUUAUUUGUCAAUGGUCGACCAUUGCCUGACACAACUCGAACACGUAUUGUUGAACUUGCACAUAAUGGCAUGCGGCCAUGUGAUAUAAGUCGGUGUUUACAAGUAUCAAAUGGUUGCGUAUCAAAGAUUUUGGCACGCUACUAUGAAACUGGUUCAAUAAAACCGCGUGCUAUCGGCGGUUCGAAGCCACGUGUAGCGACGUCGGACGUUGUCACUAGAAUUGCUCAAUAUAAACGCGAAACGCCGUCGAUAUUCGCAUGGGAGAUUCGCGAUCGUCUUCUAGCAGAUAAUAUCUGCAAUCCAGAAAAUAUACCAAGUGUUUCAUCAAUAAAUCGAGUACUUCGAAAUCUCGGUUCGAAAUCUCUGGAUUCAAUGACCAAUCAUGAGACCUACUAUUCAGUUGAUAAUAAACUACGUGUUUUACACAGUCAACCAUGGUCAUCAUCGUCACCAUCAUCGUUCUAUGCUCAUCAACCAUCGUCAAGUAUUUAUUCGAAUAGUGGUGAUUCGAAUUCUGAAUAUAAACAUCAAACAACCGAUAUCAAUCAUGGAGGACCACAUCAUGAUUUAGGAGAUUUAUCUGAUGGUAGUGACGAUAGUAAAAUAGGUCUACGAGAAGGUUUAAACGAAAAUGAAGAAGCUGUACAAGAACGUUUAAAAUUGAAAAGAAAAUUGCAACGGAAUCGAACCUCAUUUUCUCAAGAACAAAUUGAUGCUUUAGAACAAGCUUUCAAUAGUUCACAUUAUCCAGAUGUAUAUGUACGUGAAAAACUUGCACAUAAAAUUAAUCUACCCGAAGCUCGAAUACAAGUGUGGUUUUCUAAUCGUCGUGCAAAAUAUCGUCGCGAAGAUAAAGUUAAAGGCCGACGACAACAUCAACAACAAUUAAUGAACGACAUGGGUGAAAAUAUGCGACCGUCAGGUGCAACACCACCACUUCCACCACCAUCAUCUGUUUAUCCUCAAAUGUUUCCAUCGAGUAAUCCUUCGAUAAAUAACGAUCCGCAUCAUCAUCAUCAUCAUCAUCAAUAUGGACCGUUUAGUUCAGGAUUUAGUGCUGCUGUUGCAUGUAGUUCAAGCGGUUAUCCAACAUUUUUUCCCACUUCAACACGUGGUUACGACGGACUUAGUCCAUUUAGCACACCUUAUAAUCGUUCUUGUUCAACUUAUCCAACAGGCAUUCAAACUAAUCUAUCUGCAGAUCAAAUGAAAAACAUGUCUUCAAUGUCAGCGUACGGCAGUGCUCCGCAUAUUUGGUAUCCACAAAUAUUACCGUAA